Molecule: messenger RNA, 2083 nt
Organism: Seriola dumerili (greater amberjack)
Lineage: Eukaryota; Metazoa; Chordata; Actinopteri; Carangiformes; Carangidae
Product: Krueppel-like factor 2
Exons: 3
Coding region: 276-1436 (386 amino acids)
Biological process (GO): regulation of transcription by RNA polymerase II
Molecular function (GO): RNA polymerase II cis-regulatory region sequence-specific DNA binding; DNA-binding transcription factor activity, RNA polymerase II-specific
Source: RefSeq, a predicted model, not a curated record
GCACUGAGCCCCGCUGCCUGCAGGAACCGCUUUAUAAAGAGCUAAAUUUACCAAACUUUACGUUGUUUCCUGAGCUCUCACAAUUGGCCAGGCGUACCCGGGCAAGAGAGUUAUAAGGUUGGAGGACCUCCUACCACUUUUAAACUUGUUCAUGUCCUCGGAGCGCAGCUGCGGAGAGAGGCGACAGUGAAAACAGGCGCACAGACUCCGGCGCGGCUGCCGCUCUCAACACAACGCGACUUUGACAAGAGAUAGUUGAUAUUUCAGCAAAAACCAUGGCCUUAUCCGGAGUGAUGCUACCGUCCUUUUCGACAUUCUCAAACCAAAGAGAGAAAACCUGGGAAAACAGGUGGAGAGGAGAUGUGGACAAACUGGUCUCCAGCAGCUGCUCGAUGCUUGAAAUGGUACACAGCCUGGACAAUCACAGCAAAAAGGACGACGAGGAUCUGAGUAAUUAUUUGGAUCUGGAUUUUAUUCUCGCCAACACAACUGGCGCAGACAGCGUGGCGGAAUAUGUGGGCACAGUUGAGCCCAACAUGUACACAACUGGAAACUCGGUGCCAUCCUACGCAGCAGACGACCAUCGCUCCCCGCCGCCCCCGUACUGCGCCAGCCUCAUGACAGAGCUUCUCCGCUCCGAGGGAACAAACAACUAUGGCAUUACGCGCAAUCCCAGCGUUCAGGGGAGAUUUUAUGUCAACACUGCUCCUUUCCCCCGCCCGGAAAACAUCAAAGUGGAGCCAUCCAUGGACAGUUACGGCCCUGUUUUGGGCAUGGUGCCUCAGAGCUGCAGCAAAAUCAAGCAAGAGGGGAACGUUUCGUGCAUGAUGUCCUUCGAGCAGCCCCGAGUGGCCAUCUCCCCGCGGGCAGCCAGCAACAUGACACCGCCUCUCAGCCCCGAUGACCAGGGAGCUUCGGACUGCCAGGCACAGCUGUGCCAGCCCAUGAACUUCCCUCAGAAGUAUCACACGCCGGCAGCUUUCCCGCACCACCCUCAGGCUCCCCAGCUGCAGAUGUCCUACCACGCUCCGCACACUGCCUUUGGCAUGUACGAUGAAGGACUCAGCCUGCAGCCUGGCGCGCAGAGGGUGAUGCUCACGCCGCCCUCAUCUCCCCUCGAGCUGAUGGAGUCCAAACCCAAGAGAGGACGGCGCACAUGGCCGCGGAAGCGCACAGCGACGCACACUUGCACCUUCGCUGGCUGCGGUAAAACUUACACCAAGAGCUCACACCUGAAGGCACAUCUCCGAACUCACACUGGUGAGAAGCCAUACCACUGCAGCUGGGAAGGCUGUGGAUGGAAAUUCGCCCGUUCCGACGAGUUGACCCGUCAUUUCCGCAAACACACCGGGCACAGGCCUUUCCAGUGCCACCUGUGUGAGCGUGCCUUCUCCAGGUCUGACCACCUGGCCCUCCACAUGAAGAGACACAUGUGAAGGAGCCCACAUAAGAGACUUGGGGGUUCAUGGGUGGGUUGUGUUAUUUUUUAUUGUGAUCCAACUGAUGUAUUUUUAUUUAAACAGUUCUACACAUGACCAAAGUCGUUUUUUAUAUAAUAUUGAAUUUAAAAAAAAGUUUUAGUGUUAUUAUUUUCUAAUAAUGUAGCUGGUACUACUUUGGUUCUAUAAAAGCUUUAGAAAAGCUUUGUUUGCUUUCGAGCAGGCAGACCAGGAAGGGGCUGGCCCUGUAUAUACUACUCUUCUUUGACAGAACUGGAAUGCGGUGUUUAACACAAGUGCCUUUCUAUGACUCUGCUACUGUAAAACUCUUCUUGACAGAAAGACAUGGCCACAAAAUAGUACAUGUUCUUGUUGACAGGAGUGAAGUGCACAUACAGUUGCCUAACAUGUGCAAAGACAAUGUUUUAUUUAAACUGCCUCAAUGUCUGAAUGGCCUGAGCUGUUGUAUUUUGUUGCCUUCUUCCUGUAUGUAGUUGUGGUUGACUUCUCUGGUGUGAAACUCUUGGAUCCAGCCCCUCUGUACACUAUCAGGGCUUGAUGUCCUGUGCAUUAUUUUUUACUUAAAUUUAUAUGAAUAUGUAAAUGGAUUUUAUACUGUAAAUGUGUAUUUAUUGUAAAUAUUA